Messenger RNA from Amoebophrya sp. A25, 1837 nucleotides. NCBI's taxonomy places the organism in Eukaryota, Dinophyceae, Syndiniales, Amoebophryaceae. The record is from the annotation of a GenBank genome assembly.
GGUUGAAGAGAGCAGCAUAUUCUUCUACUUCAUCCUACAGGUUAUCACAAGUAAAACUGCUUUCACUCUCAAAAAUCGUUUUUUUCUGCUAGGUUAAUUAGCUAGUAAAUUAGGCUAGUUUACUAGCUAUUAAUGGAGAUCCUUUCCGGUCCUGCUGCUCCAGAAGGCUCCUCCAGGAGGCCAGAAUCUGAGAUCCAUCUUGCUGUACGAUCUCGGCCCCACCUCGCCACGCUUUGAACCCUGUCCUGAAGUGGUGGCGCUGAAGAAGAUGUUCGCUGUAGGAUGAAGCUGAGGAAUAUGCUUGAAGAGAGCAGCAUAUUCCUCUACUUCAUCCUACAGCGUUAAGGUCGGUGAAAAAAUACUGCAUCUCUAAAACUUCUACGUACCGCACCACCUUAGAGAGUAAUUAUUCAUCGACCUUCAUCUUGCUGUCGUUGUAAGUAGUUCUUUUUGUUUUUGAUGAUGUAGCUAGCUGUAAGUAGAUUUCAUCAUCGUUAUGAGCUACUUCAAAGUUAGAUGGCAGAAGUUUAUCAUGUUGAUCAUCAUGUAGAUGUUGUGCUUGAAGACCUAGAAGUAGGAUUCAUUUUCAUUUAUUGAAAUGACUUGUAAAUUUGUCGGUUUGGAAGUGGAUAGCUAUCUAAGAUAAUGAUAAAGAUUGUUAAUAUAGGAAAUUGAGAUAGUUUCAGUUGUAACCGUUAUCGUUCCAUGCAUUGUUGUAAGUUGAGGUAGAACCACGAGAGCUUGAUUUAAUCUGCUUGUCGAGAUGAAAUUAAUGUGUUGUAUCCUGAAUUCUUUCUUAAAGAUAAGCGAUUAAUAGCGAUGCGGUGGCGCGUCCGCGUGCGUUGCUGAUUUUGGUACCACCGCCAGGCUUUUGUACCUGCUACUGUCUGACCGUCCUUUCUUCGAGGGAAAUGUGGGUAGACGACAAAUCAAAUAGAUACUACCUUUCAUGAACGUGCUUGUUGUCGUUGAUGCUGCUAGUUUAGUCAUUUUCAUUCAAGUGUACGAUAUCUUCACGUUAUUAUAACUGUAAUGGAGGGCGGCUCAUCUUCAUCUUCUUCAUAUACAAUAUGUUGAACUUUGUUCUACUAGUGGGUCCUCCUAUCCUAUUGAAUUUGUUGAAAACGUAUGAUGUAUCAGAACUAGUCUCUGACUUGCUCACGGGGCCCCGCUGCGUCGGGUUGCGCCUUAGGUUUUCUACAGGAGUCGAAUGUACGGCUUCUCCGAUAGAUGUAGACUUGUGGCCGAUUGUACGGUCUUAUGCGCACCCAGUAUGUAACUUGGAUGAUCUUAUAAAUAAGGAGGUAAAUAAUUGGUUGAAAGGGUGGCAGCAUAUAGUCCUAACGCAAAAAAAAAAAAACUCUACGGGUGCUAAGGCCAGCACUAUCAGGAACGUACACGUGACAUUCGACCUCCUUGUUUUAAGAAUUCGAACUUCGUUUUAGCAUGAUUGAUUCCUGUUAUGUAAAAGUAGUUACAUGAAAAGUGAUAUGAUAGAGAAAGUGACCCUGAUUGUUGUUUGACCUCCACCAGUUGUUAUUCAGAAGUCGAAUUCGAGAAUGCCGAAUGAGAACAAGAAAUAGAGAUAGAGUCCUUGUCUGUGAAAUGUAAAGUUUGCGUAGAAAAAUAUGAAAAAUUAUAACUCUGACUUUCACUUUGAAUUCUGAGCACGUCUUUCUUGUUUGGAAAGAAGCAGCUAUUCCUUCCACCUAGGAGUACGAAGGGGAUAGUAGAGGGCGUGACAUGUCAAAGAAGAUAUGUAAUUAAAGAUGAUCUGAUGAUGAUUAAGUGUUGGUAGUCCUUCUGAGGCUGCGCAUAUCCGCUUGCUUAUGCAGGG